AUGGAUCUCACAGCGACGUCUGUGGCGCCUGACUCUGACGAUACACUCAUAUCCAGGAUACGGUGUCACAAGGGCAACAAACCAUCACUUCCGCAAACCAAGUGUUGCUCGCUAUGCCCCGCGAAAUUCACUCGCACGACGCAUCUUAAUCGGCAUCUUCGCACUCAUUCCAACGAGAGGCUUCAUCGCUGUGAGACAUGCCUUUCCGAAUUUACCCGGAGCGACCUCCUCACCAGACACAAACGAACUUGUGGUGAUCUGUACAACAAGUCGCGGCGGAAGUCGUGUCAAGCAUGUGCGGAAUCCAAAGUUCGAUGUGACCUUGUGCAGCCAUGUGCCAAAUGCGUCUCACGCGGCAAAGAAUGCGUAUUCGUAAAUGACCCGAGGAUUUCCAGAGACAAGAGAGAGGCUGCUGCUGCAAAGCGCAAACGUGCCGCCCUGGCCAGAAACACUGAUUAUUCUGUGGCCUCGAGCUCGGAUUUGAUGGCCUGCGCAGACUCGUCGACUUCUUCCACAUCCAUUUCAUCUAUGUCCCCUUGUUCUGACGACUUGGAUCACUCGUUCGACAUCACUCACGCGGAGUUGGACUCUCCAAUUGACAUUAACAUAUUCAAAGCCGAGCUAGAAACUUUCAUCACUUGCAAUGCUUUGGACUCGUUACUAUCUCAGUCGUAUGAGUCCCCUUCUCCCACAGACGACCUUGGGUCAAUGCUUUUCAACGACUUCAUGUGGAAUGGGUAUCUUCCUGAUACUCCUGGGAUGAAUAGUAACCUCUUCGCACAAGCGGUUAUCGCGGCGCCUUCUCAGAGCUCCUUGUAUCUGAACCAGGAUCCUAGCGCCGGAACAUCUACUGCGUCGCCAUCGAUGACGGGCGAGCCAGAAGACAUGGAAACACAACACUAUUUAUACUUAUUCUUUACUGCUUUUUCGUCGCAUCUGUCAAUCGUCCAUCCCUCGUUCUGGCUCUCGCCUGAAGGGAAGCCGCCCAUUCUGCUUCGUGCUAUGCAAGCAUGUGGGGCUCUAUUUGUCAAGACACGCGAAGCAGGUGAUUUCGUCUUGAACACGGUGACCAGUGUUCGAGAAGCUUUGAAAGUGGAAGCAGCGCAAAGCUCUGCUGGCAUAGAAGAACACUUUUACCUGGUUUUAGCCGGCCUGUUGGUACAGACAAUCGGAAUGUUCCACCGCCGCAUUGAUAGGUCAGCCUCAUCUGGCGUCUAUCACGGCAUGCUUGUUCAAAUGAUCCGACGGUAUGGGAUUGUCCAAAGGUGUACCUCAUGGAUACCGCCGGACCUUGCAAAUUCAUCGCUUGAAGUUGCGUGGCAGGAUUGGAAAAUACAGGAGAUGAUCAAGAGAACUGUGUUAUUGGCUUAUCUACACGAUAAUUGUCACUGCGUCUUCUUUUCGCUCCCACCCUCCUUCCUCCCCACCGAGUUGGUCGAUCUUCAUCUGCCCGCUGACGAUGCCCUCUGGAAGACCAACACUGCUCAAGAGUGGUACGACGUCAUCUCUCAACCCUCUGCAUACGGAGCUGUCCCCAACAGACUCAAAGGGUACAGCCUGCAGGCAGCGCUCAUCAAACUCUCAGAAUCUCACACGACCGGACCAUCACUCCCUAUACCCCCUUGCGCGCACUUCAUACUCAUCCAUUCUAUCCUCUGCUCUAUAUACAAUCGAAUGGAUCGCCUCUUCACUCAAUCGCACCAGCUCAUAACUCCCGAAGGCAACGUCAUCAUCUCCAACAGUAUCAACCCAAAUCCCAAGGACCCCGUUCGCACGCAGUGCAUGUUGCGGAACUGGCUUCACAGCUGGCUGCAUGCCCCCGAGGUACCCCAGCAACACCUCAAAGCAAGAGGGGAGCCUCUCUUGGUGCAGAAUGCAUUGCCAUAUUAUUGGCUCGCACAGGUUUCCCUCAUCGCGAUCCAGGAUCGUAUCAUACUCCCGUGUUGUGUUCCCGAGACCAGGUAUCGUGUGCUUACAGGCUGGCUACAUCACAUCCGUUCAUUCUUGCGCUGCGGCGGCGAGAAGAUGGGCAGGGGGCUCUGGGAGGACUUGGCUAGGAUGGGGCAGACGCUAGCGGCUUCGGAUAAUGAGGACGGGCCAGAUGGUUUACUGUCGAUUGCCCCAGAGUCGUGA
Messenger RNA from Heterobasidion irregulare TC 32-1, 2133 nucleotides. RefSeq names its product putative zinc finger/binuclear cluster transcriptional regulator (gene zfp1). Gene Ontology annotation, molecular function: zinc ion binding; DNA-binding transcription factor activity, RNA polymerase II-specific; DNA binding. The record is from RefSeq and is a predicted model, not a curated record. Bases 1 to 2133 code for a protein of 710 amino acids. Gene Ontology annotation, biological process: regulation of DNA-templated transcription; DNA-templated transcription. Lineage: Eukaryota; Fungi; Basidiomycota; Agaricomycetes; Russulales; Bondarzewiaceae. The transcript is spliced from 10 exons.